Molecule: messenger RNA, 708 nt
Organism: Linnemannia hyalina
Lineage: Eukaryota; Fungi; Mortierellomycota; Mortierellomycetes; Mortierellales; Mortierellaceae
Source: the annotation of a GenBank genome assembly
AUGUCGCUGGCCAUCUUCUCGUCGUCACUCAAGAGCUCGGCCUUCAAGACCGCCCGCGUCGCCACCACCAUCACAUCAAGACCCUCCUCUGCUAUCUGGAGCCAACGGUUCUACUCUACCGAGAACAAGGAUAACAAGGACAACAAGGAGGAGGCGGCACCAGCACAAGAGGCGGCACCAGCAGGAGAGGCUACUGAGGCUGCUGCUGAACAGAAGACUGCUCAUGAGGAGGCCUUGGCUGCCAAGGAUAAGCAGCUUGCUGAGGUCAAGGACCGUUUGUUGCGCACACUCGCCGAUAUGGAGAACCUUCGUCAGAGGACCGCCAAGGAGGUCUCCAACACUAAGGACUACGCCAUCCAAAAGUUUGCCAAGGAUCUCCUCGACACCGCCGACAUCCUCAACAUGGCGAUCAAGAACGUCCCCCAGGACGAGAUUGUUGAGACUUCAAACAACACCCACUUGAAGUCGCUCCACACCGGAGUCGCCAUGACCCGUGAUGAGCUCCUCAAGACCUUGAAGCGGUACGGUGUCGAGUCGUUCGAUCCCAUGAACGAGAAGUUUGACCCUAACCUGCACCAGGCCAACUUCCAGGUGCCCAUGCCCGGAAAGGAGCCCGGCACUGUCUUUGAUGUCCAGAAGAUUGGCUUCAUGAUUAAGGGACGUGUCCUCCGGCCAGCACAGGUUGGUGUCGUCCAGUCCACCGAUUAA